Trichosurus vulpecula (common brushtail) is the source of this 3780-nucleotide messenger RNA. RefSeq names its product RNA binding motif protein 28 (gene RBM28). The coding region runs from base 130 to 2373 and encodes 747 amino acids. NCBI's taxonomy places the organism in Eukaryota, Metazoa, Chordata, Mammalia, Diprotodontia, Phalangeridae. Gene Ontology annotation, molecular function: RNA binding. The transcript has 19 exons. The record is from RefSeq and is a predicted model, not a curated record.
CUUCCGGUCUGGUUCGCGGCCAAGAUGGCGGAGCCGGCACGCUGAACGUUUCCCUUCGCGGCGCGCGUGGUCCCUGGACGGUGGUUCCCCGGAGGUUCUGAGCAGGCGCGGCGCCAGCCUUUGGCCCGGAUGGCGGGACAGACCCUGUUCGUGGGCCGGCUCCCGGCCUCGGCCAGCAGCCCGCAGCUGGAGCGUCUCUUCAGUCAAGUGGGGCCCGUGAAGCAGUGUUUCGUGGUCACCGAGAAAGGCAGUAAGACAUGUCGUGGCUUUGGCUAUGUCACUUUUUCCAUGUUGGAGGAUGCUCAGAGGGCCCUCAAAGAAGUUACCACUUUUGAAGGUUGCAAGAUCAACGUGACUGUUGCCAAGAGAAAAAUAAAGAACAAAACAAAAGAAAAGGAGAAGAAGGAAUCUUCAGUGACCCCACAGGAACAACCAGAACAAGAACCAAAGCCCAAGUCUAAAAAAAAGAAAGUAGCUGACAAAAAAGCUAGACUGAUCAUUCGGAACCUAAGUUUUAAGUGUUCAGAAGAUGAUUUGAAGACCUUGUUUGCUCAGUUUGGUUCUGUCUUGGAGGUGAACAUUCCUAGGAAGCCAGAUGGAAAAAUGCGAGGCUUCGCUUUUGUUCAGUUCAAGAAUCUCUUAGAAGCAGGAAAAGCCUUGAAAGGCACGAACAUGAAAGAGAUAAAAGGACGGACAGUGGCUGUGGAUUGGGCUGUGGCCAAAGAUAAAUAUAAUGCAACACAGUCUUCUGCUUUAGGUGAGGAACAAAAAACCACUGAACCCAGAGAGCAAGAUGCAAGUCAAGAGGAGGGCAGUGAGGAGGAGGAUGAGGAUGAUGAGGAUGAAGAUGAAGAGGAUGAAGAAGAAUCACAAGCAGCCGAGUCAGCGAUGACUCAGGAGAGGAAAGGCAAAAGACCACUAACUUUGGAUGCAGAGAGCAGUGAGGAAGAUGAAGACAGUGACCUGGAGGAAAGAAGUAGCAAUGAAGAUGAAGAGGAUCAGGAUCAGAAUGAAGUGGAUUCAGAUGAAGAAGACCAAGAUGUAGAAGUUCCAAAGAAGAAAAAGAAGAGGAAGUUGCCAUCUGAUGUGAAUGAGGGGAAAACCGUGUUUAUCAGAAACCUGUCCUUUGACUCAGAAGAAGAAGACCUGGGGGAGAUCCUCCUGCAAUUUGGGGACCUUAAGUAUGUUCGUAUCGUCCUACACCGAGACACAGAGCAUUCCAAAGGUUGUGCAUUUGCCCAGUUCAUGACUCAGGAAGCAGCUCAGGCAUGUCUUGCAGCAGCUUCUGCAGAGACUGAGGAUGGAGGGCUGAAGCUGGAUGGCCGGAAGCUCAAGGUGGACUUGGCUGUGACCCGGGAUGAAGCUGAAAAAUUGCGAACCAAGAAUGUAAAGAAGCAAACAGGAACCCGGAACCUCUAUCUGGCCAGAGAAGGCUUGAUCCGUGCUGGGACGAAAGCUGCAGAAGGGCUGAGUGCUGCUGAUAUUGCCAAGAGAGAACGGUUUGAGCUUCUCAAACAUCAGAAACUGAAGGAUCAGAACAUCUUUGUCUCCAUGACCCGGCUGUGUCUCCACAAUCUUCCAAAGGCGGUGGAUGACAAACAGCUCAGGAGGUUGGUGCUGACUGCAGCUGGAGCUGGAAGGGCUGUGCGCCUGAAGGAGUGUCGUGUGAUGCGUGAUCUUAAAGGUGCACAUGGGAAUGUGAAGGGUCAGUCCUUGGGUUAUGCUUUUGUGGAGUUUGAAGAACACGAGCAUGCGCUGGCAGCCCUUCGUCACAUCAACAACAACCCUGAGAUCUUUGGUCCUCAGAAGAGACCAAUAGUAGAGUUCUCUUUGGAAGAUCGAAGGAAACUAAAGAUGAAGGAACUGAGGGCCCAGCGAAACCUGCAGAAAAUGAAAUCAAAGUCUGUAGCUGAUGGGCCCCCAAAAGACCAGCAGCAACAGCCUGGGAAGUUCCGGAAGCCUGAGGCUGCUCGCAGUCACACACAGGGCCCGAGCAAGCUUCCCCUGAAACCAAAAGGGGCUCCAGGUUCAUGGGCAGGUUUCCAGACCAAGGCAGAAGUGGAGCAUGUGGAGCUGCCAGAUGGAAAGAAGCGGAGAAAGGUCUUGAUGCUCCCCUCACAUAGAGGUCCAAAAAUCAGAAUGCGGGACAAAGGGAAGGCUAAACCUCCUCCACCCAAAAAGCCAAAGGUCCAGAUGAGACAUCAGAAACAGGAGAAGCGGCGCACCAUGUCUUUGCAGGUACCAAAGAAAAAGACUAAGGAAAAUAAGUCAGAAAUUCGAUUCAACCAGCUGGUCGAACAGUACAAGCAGAAAAUACUAGGACCAACAAAGGGAGCCCCUUUUGGAAAGAAGAGCAAAUGGUUUGACACUUAACCAUAGCAGCAAAUGGCUUAAGUACCUGCCUCCUUUGCUACAUUGCAGAACAUCUUGUCUUCUGGUAGUAUUGUGUUUUUCAUUGUAGGAGAGAGCUGGUGGGCUGCCAUCCUGAACUGUACAACUCUGGCCAACAGGUCCUCUCUCUGAGGUCUUAUAGCCCCAGAGGAGAGUCACAAAGAUUUGAUGAUCAUUUCGUAUUUAUAUCCAGAUUGUUCUAUGGAGCUGCAUCUCAUUGUUCCAUAUUUAUUCUUGUUUCUUGAGUGGAAACGAUUGUAACAAAUUCCUUCUCAUGAUGACUUUUAAUAUGUCUAUUUUGAUAAGCAUCCUGUCUCAAGGAAAAACUUUUGAUAUUUUUAAAAUAACAAAUCAUCAUGCUAUUCAUGAACCAUCAUUAUAUCCUUGUGUCUGAUUGCACAGUCUUUGUAUAGUGAAUAUGGAGAGAUGGCCAGAUAAGAGUCAGAAGGGAUGAAAGGUUGAAAGCAAUGCUCUACUAAUCCCCUAGGAUUGCCCUCAGUAUGACUACCUUGACCUCUAGUUGAAUUCACUUCUAGGCCCAGUAGGCUCAUCCUGCCCUUUGAGAAGUGCUGCCUUUCCUGACACUUCAAAUGCAUCUUUUUGUGAUGCAGUUGUAAACCAUAUGCCACAUGUGUGUAGUGGGAGAGACACAAGGCACAAACUUGCUGCCAUGGGCUGUCCCAAAUCAUAUAUGUAUGUGUCCUUUAAAAUUACAGUAAAUAAUUACACAAAAGGGGAAGGAAAGGAGCAAAGUUUUGAGAACUGUGUCUUCAGAAUCAUUGAAGUAUAGGAGAACGUCCUAAUAGUCUGGGGCAGGGAAAAGAGAAAGAAUGUGAUAGUGAGUAUAAAAAGUGCUACAAUACUGGAAAAUGCCCUAGAAGCAUUCCCGGUGCCCAGAAUACUUCAGACUUAGCCACCAUCUCAACCUCUUACAAGCUCCAGGUUUUCACCUCAGUCUGUCAGGGAACAUUUUCCAUGCUAAUAGGUUUUUAUUUUAUAAUGUCAGCAGGAAAGUCGGGUUCAUUUUUGGGAAGUUUAAUUUAUAGGUACCUUUGCUGGAAAUGAUUAUUCUUAACAUAGGAAAGAGCUGUAUUUAUGCUCUAAAUGGUGCUGAAAAUGAGCGCUGACAACCUUUACCCCCAGUGAGUGAAGAAGGGAGUUUGGUUAUGUAAUAUGAAUAUAUACUCGCAUAAAUAAGUUGUCUGUUUUUUUUUAAAAAAAAUUCUUUUCUGCUGGAGAAACAGAGCUUUCUGCAUUGCUUUGUCUACAUUGACCCUGAACUUUGCAUUUCUUGUCUACAUCGGAUUCUACUUGACUCAACAAUUAAGUGACUUGAGGAAGUCAGCUGAUUUCAGAUGUUUCCUAUAAUUAAAAUUUGUCUCUCUGCCA